CAAGAAAUGCAUUGGUGUGGCACUAAGGGAUGUGGUUAGUGGGCAUGGGUUGACAGUUGGACUAGUUCACUGUUUCCAGACUCAAUGACUGUGUGAUUCUCCCCUGCCUCUCCCACUGCUGACUCUCAGUAACAAUGUUACUGCUUGGUGUCUAAUGGCCUCGUAUCAGGUGAAAACAUGGCAUGUUAAAAAGCUCUUUUCUAGAAAAACAACUAAAGUCAAUGCAGUUUCAGAUGUUACCAUGCAUCUUCCUUGUAGUGGAGAGGAGGAAACAGCACACUGACAUUGAAAGCCAGUGUGCCUCAUUAGUGCGGUCUGAGGGCUGUGGGUGAGGUGGCAUGCAGGCCUUGUUAAAGGAUGCAGCCUGUAAGGAGUACUGUUGGUUGGUUUUGUCUGCUGUGGUGUCUGUCCCUUUCUGGAUGGAUAUCUGCAUAUCGUUUUCCUUAGUUAAUUAUUUAAGCAGGCAUUUCUCUGUAAGAAUUCCAACAAGCUGAAGUAAUUCAAAUGUUGUUCUGGUGAGAUGAGAAAAGUUUAGGGACUGAACACUCACAUGUAGCUGUUACUUAUUCAUCUGGCUUCAGUUCCUUGGGUUAUACAUGGAUAUUCAAGGGCUGUCAGCAUGCCAGUGUGGGGACAACUGGCUGCUCAGCUCUCAGCAACAAUUGGGUGCCCUCAUCCCAACCACUGUGUGCAGGGCUCAGGCUUGCUGGCUGUCAUUACACAGAUCUAGAGAAGUAUGCUAAGAAGUAAACAUUACUGUAAUUAAACCAAGUCGCCUCUCCUCAUUCCGUGAAGUCAGUGAGGUCGGUGCUGAGGGAGGGUUUGGUGGGCCUGGGUUCUGUGUAGAUAUUCUCACCUAGAGGUGUGGGCCAACAGUAGAGCAGAGCUGGGAGGGCCUGGGAGGAAGGCUUUGGAGGGAUCUGGGCUUCUUCUGUGUGUCACUGGGAUGCCAGUGGGUCUGCUGUCUCCUGGGACAGACUUUUGCUGGUCCCUCACCCUGCACCAGUGAGAGGGCUUCAGUUUGCUGCCCUCAGCACGCUCUCUGCUGCUUUGUCACUAAGACACCUGUCACUAUUUUUUUUGCAGGUUUAACACAAACUGUUUACCAGCCAUGACUCUCGGUGUCCUGUACCGAAACUAAUAAAGCAUCUGUGCACUUUAAUCUCAAGUCUAUGCCACCGUGCUAGAACAGAGUGAGCUGUGCCUUGAACCUUGGAUAUAAAGAUCUACUAGCCAAAGUCUUGUUCCUGCCUUAGUAAUGUUCCAGAGGUUAAAUAACAUGUUCAUGGGAGAGAUUGAUGGCUUGUCCAGCCAAGAGCCAGAGUUCAGUGAGAAAGAAGAUGACGAGUGGAUUCUAGUUGACUUCAUAGACACUUGCACUAACUGCACCACGGAGCAAGAUGACAUUGCUGAAACAUCACCUGCAGGCAGCUCGCCUGUCUUCACCUGCCUGCCAUCUCCCCUGGAGCACUUGCCUGAGGCUGGCGAGUCGUGCUUCAUCCAAUUUGAGUCAUGCCCCAUGGAGGAGAGCUGGUUCAUCACCCCUCCGCCAUGUUUCACUGCAGGUGGGCUGACUGCCAUCAAAGUGGAAACCAGCCCUAUGGAGAACCUCCUCAUUGAGCACCCGAGCAUGUCUGUCUAUGCUGUCCACAAUGCCUGCCACAGCCUCGGCGACACUGGAUGUGGGGAUGAGGAAUUCUGCAGACCAGGCAGUCCCAGACUGGAGGCCCGAAAUGAAACAGGACAGCGUGUUCACUGCUUUGUCACAGCUCUUCCUACUCGUUCAAGUUUUCUGGAAAAAAACAAGAGCUUUCGUCCUACCCACUGGAUAAAAGAACACAGCGAAAGACACUAUCUCAACAGAAAUGGUCUCCGUCGCCAAAACCUCACCAGGGAUUGCCACUCUCGGCAUAUCAAGCACAACGGACUGUUUGUUCACCAGCCUUGCCAGCGUCAGUUCAAUUACUGAUGGCUCUCGUGUUUUAAUCUAUGAUCUGAUUGUUUCUUAGGUUGCUCAUGUUUUCAUGCAUAGGUAAGUGUGGUCAGCCUGCUGCUGAUCAUCGAUUCCCUCAGACACAAUCACACAACUAGUGAUGCAUUUGGUUGAAGUGACACAUCUCCAAAAAUCUUGCUGCAAGUCUAAAUUAUGUUAAAUAUGGGUGUCUUAGAAGCCUGUCAGUACAGUAGCUCAUGUGCUGACCUAUCUACUAUGUAUAGAUAGGUUCAUAGAUAGUUAAGCUUCUUUAAAAGACUGAGAUAGAAAAUCAGUUACGUCUUUGCAUUCAUCAAAGUGGAGUUUGAAAAUUUGAAGUUAGCCAUAUGCUUUAAUGACAAGUACUUGACAGCUUGUGUAUCUCUCUGUAUUGGGCAUACAUGAUUAAGUUCUAACAAGGAAAUACUGUAGCUGCUAGUGGAUAUUACGUAGCUAUGCUGAACUGUUACAAGGACAACUAAUCUGAAUUGCCUAGUACCUACCUGUGUUUGCAUGGAGUCUGUGUAGUUGUGUUAGGUACUUAAUGUGAGUAUCAGAAAAGGGUUAAACGUCCCUUUGGUAUUUCCGCAGUAUCCAUGGCACUGGUGUUACAGAUGAAGUACCUCACAGUGGAGUGAAAGGAAAAGUGGGCCUAUGGGUUAAGUACAGAUGCAUAACCCGGAGAGCUGAACUGUUCUACUUGGUACAGUUCGAGUUCUCUUCCCUUUCUAACUCUCUUUAUUAUUGAAGAAGAUCAAUUUCUUCUAAAACCUAAUCUAUUCCAUUUGUUCUGUAGUCUAGUUACCCCAAAAAAUAGUGGAUCAACUGUUCUUCUAAUCCCACUGGUAGCUGACUGCUUUUUCUAAGAAGUCAGGCUGAUGCUCAGUUAUUUCUGAGCUGCAGAUUGCUGUUAGAUUUUCUUGUUUACAGGCUGAGAGUUGCUCGAAAAUAGCUGGAAGGAGGACUUCUGAUAGAAGUUCUUCUAACUCUUCUCACCUGUCCUCCCACUUAAUCAAGUCUGAGAUCAGUUGUGACUGGAAAUGAAGGGCAGUGGGUAGCAAGGAGAAGAGAGUGCUGAAACAGUCUUACAGAACUAAAUACAGAUAAUGGUAUAUUAAAUUUGAGGCACUUCAGCAGUGUUUUUUUCUUUAAGUCAACAGAGAGCAGAAAGACUGAAUAUUAAUUUUGUGGGCCACCAGGAAAGAAAAGCCAUUCAAAACUAAUAAAUACUUAAGUAUUCAUACUUAAGUAUUCAUUCUUAAGAACAUUCUGCAAGAUACAUUGGAAGUAGGUGGGCACUUAAAGGCAAAAAAAAAAAAAAAAAAACCCAGCUUAUUAAUAGAUUGUACAUUACACUGCAGCCACACUGAACACUGAUAGGUAAUCUAGAAAGUGGGUUAAAUCUCUUUGAAGGAGAGAGGGAACAAAUUCUCACAAAAAAAAGGGGGAAUAAGUAAUUUUACCUCCUUUCUGUCAGUGCUCAAAUGUUGUGUGGUCCUUUUUUUUUUUUUUCCCCUCCCUGUGCUGGGUGCCUAGGGCAUUAAAGUGUUAAUGUUGCAUUCAGUCAUGUCUUCCAGUAAUCCUUAGACAGAAGUUUCCAUAAGGACUCAUGUGGGGAGCAUUGGAAAUUGGGUGAUGUCAAUGUGAAUUGUUCCAGACCUGCAACACUUGUUUUCUGAAUCCAUCCAAAUGCUUCAAAUUUUCUCAGAAGCCCAACAAUUUGAAUUAGUAUUGAUGUAGUUAGAGUGUAGUGCAUGAUGUAGUUACUGCACAUAGUGCAGCUGGAAUUGCUGGGGAGCAUACCUAGUAUGCAGAAAACAGCAUUUAUUUCAGUUUUCAUUUCUCACUUCAGUUUUGCUGCUUACCUGGGAUUAGAUAGGGUCGUUGCAAGGGGAUGUUGGCAAAUACAUGCAUGUGUAAGAGCAAGUGGUGCUUUCCUGGAUACGCUGGUCUUUAAAACACAUGGAGUUUGUGUGAACUGGAAAGAGAACAAAAUUGGCCAUGUUAUGAGGCUCAGAAAUAGCAGUGAGGGUGUUACUGCUCUUUAAAGCCUUAUGUACCCAUGUUCAUACAAAACUUUUGUGGUCCAAAUGCUCUGGUUUAUCUCCAAGUAGCUGUAGUCUCUCCAGUCUUGCGUUUGUACGUAUCUGUAUCUGGCAUGAACUUCUACUUGCCUCAGAUGAUCUACCUUUACCACUCCAACUCUUUGUCCAGCUUAAACUUCCUUCUCCUCACUGCCAACUUUCAAGCUCAGGAAAAUUCUGUGCUUUCCUGUAUUUUUUUUUUU
Molecule: messenger RNA, 4259 nt
Organism: Meleagris gallopavo (turkey)
Lineage: Eukaryota; Metazoa; Chordata; Aves; Galliformes; Phasianidae
Source: RefSeq, a predicted model, not a curated record